AUGGAUUCCAAGCCUCGCCGGCUGCCCUUUACGGUGUCCAGCACCCCAUCGUCUUAUUCUUCCCAUUCAUCCUCUUCCCCCUCCUCCCUGGGAUCCAGCAGGCUCUAUGGAAGAUCCAAUGUCCUGAACAGUGAUCGAUUCACCAGGGCCACGCCCCUUAAACCUGACCUCGACCACCAGGUACUGAACUGAACACCGAAUGAGUGAGAAAAUGGCAGGUCACAUACAUUUGCUGACCCUAAAUGUCAUUUAGGAUUCCUAAAAUAUGUGGCCUCUAGGCCUGGAUUUGAAUGAGAAGUUUCUGCCGGUUAACAAUGAUAAGAAGACUUAAAAUGUGUUUUAUAAACAAAGGAAGGGUAAGGCUAGGCAGGUGGGACAAGUUUAGCCUGUUUUCAUGAAAAAUAAUGUUCUCUUUCAAAUAAAUGCAGUUGAGUGGGUCAUUAUUUUCUCCCCCUAAGCACCAGGCUUUCUUUGCUGACUUUUGUCUAAGGGAGUCUCUUUUGCUCUCCCUCUUGGCUCCAGCCCUCCUCUCUAUUUGGCGAGCUAGCUGUGUUCAGAAGCAGAGAAGGUAUCUGUGUACUUUAGCUGGAGCUUUUUAUAGGCCAGCCUAGAUUAAGUUACUACUGGGCUGCCUGUGUCUGUCUAUUUGACUACUCUUCCAGAAGAGUCCUGGGCCCGGCUGAAAUGCACAAUAAACAAGUGACUUAAUUGACACGUUUGCAAAUGCCUUUGAGUAGAAUUACAGAAGGCUGUAGACAUUUUUGAGUACCUUUGAAUGCGUUUGAUGUUCAAAACAAAUAUCAAUGGCAUUAUGUGAAAUAUUAUGGCAUUAUUAUAUUUAUCUAGCUAGCAUACAAGAAUGUAGGAAUAAUUGGUACAAGGAUAUUUAGACAAAUGUUUUGCAGUGUUUCCCCUAUAUUCAUUUAGCAGUGGCAGCCUCCGCUGCGAAAUCGUUGCCGCCACUCCAAAAAAUAGGUUCCUCCACUGAUUUUAUGUUUGAGUCGCUCUGCUAGCUUAAGAACACUGCAGAAGCAUGGCAAAAUGUGUAGAUUAGUAGUAAAAAAAAAUGUAACAGCUAAAUUGUCUGAGAGGGCCUUUACAAUUUUUGGUCUUAUGCCAUUGGCCACGCCCAACUAUAAUUUUGCCACAGCUGCUGAAAAAUAUCCUAAGGGAAGCACUGUGCUUUGAUAUGAUCUGUUUUACCACUCAUCUCCUGUUUGUGGUGAUCUUGGAUUUGUCCCAUGUACCGUGUCAGCUACCUUACAUUGCUCUAUGUAUUGCCUUGCAAUGACCCCAUGUGUUUUCAUGCUCCGUGUGUCUCAGAGCUCUCGGUUCCUCAGCUCGACCAGGGACUACAGUAGUUCUGAUAGCCGCCACUCCAGCUGGAAAUCCCCUCUGACGACCUCCUCUGUCUCCUACGAUCGCUCCUGGGCCGACUCCUCUCUGAGCAGCCGCAGCAAACUGGUAAACGCACGAUAGAACACGAUCUUGUUCAUUAUGGAAUUGUUUUAAGAUGGUCAUACCGUGGAUCAUUUAGCUAUUUGAUUUGGUAUUUUAGGACCCCUUUAGGUAUCAAUAAAAAAAUGUUUUUUUUUUGUUAAAAUAUAGAAUUUGGCCUUUACUACGAUAGCUCAUAGAAACGAAUUGAAUAAAACAUUUUUAUAAAUUGCAAAAAAUGUCAAAAAAAUGUAUCAUAAGGAUUAAGGUUUUGAAGUGUCUAUCCUAUAUCUGGGAGAUAUAAGCAAGCUUGGGAAAUAUCAGUUUUUUUUUUUACCCAUAUUUAACCCCUUAUUUUUGUUGGCACAACUACCUCAUACUGCAUUUUACAUUUUUAGUCAUUUAGCAGACACUCUUAUCCAGAGCGACUUACAGGAGCAAUUAGGGUUAAGUGCCUUGCUCAAGGGCACAUAGACAUAUUUUUCAACUAGUCGGCGCGGGGAUUAGAACCAGCGACCUUUCGGUUACUGGCACAACGCUCUUAACCACUAAGCUACCUACCAGUUCGAACGCGACGUUUCGCGAGAAGACCGACAUUUUAUUUUUUCAGGAUGUCUCAUGGUCUGACCAACACCGCUGUAGCUCGGCCACCUUCCACCGCAGAUGAGGAAGAGCGACAUAAGCGGAUGUGGUGGAUUGAGACGCAUCCCAUGCUAUCUCUAGCUUAAACUGAUGGAUUUUGAUGGACUUUUUUUAUUAUGUUACAUAGAUUGAUGCACAUGUGCGUUAAUAGACGGUUAAGGAUUAAGCAGUUUGACUCAGACUAACUUCUGUAUCCAUACAUUUAUAUUACUGAUGCGCACACUUGUUUGAAGUUCAAAGUGCCGUUCAAGCCCAUUUUUAUUCAUGUGGCGGUAUUCUGUGGGUGGUUUUAUCAGACUGAUUCAGAGAGAAGACUGGGGACGUACUCAGGACUUCUCAGCAACACAACUGAUGAUGGGGAUACCAAACGGGCCAAACUGUCCUACACCAACCGAGCUGCAUAUACAAGAAGCCCCUCCUCCUCUGUGACUGGCUCCUCCUCCUCCAGCAGUGUCCUCAACAGAGACUCUGGUAUCUGACCCCUGGUUCUAUUUUUAAAGGGAUAGUUCAUGAUUUAUGAAUGUUUUCAGUCUCUUUCCUUGAGUCCUUUUUUAACAUAUGAAAAUACCUGAUGUUUUAAAUGUGAACUUUUCCUGUACAUUUUAUUUUUUUAUUUAGCCUUUAUUUAACUAGGCAAGUCAGUUAAGAACAAAUUAUUAUUUACAAUGACGGCCUAAAUAUACUGCUGUUUAGUUUUUUUUUUUUAAAGGGGGUAGAUCAGCUUUAAUAUUGCAGAAAGAUUGUAACUUCCAUCAAUAUAAUUGUCAGCAUCACUUCCAACCCCCAUAUGUUUUUUCUCGCAAAAAAAAAGUGUGUAUAUAUAUAUAUAUAUAUAUAUAUAUAUACACACACACACACACACAGAGCUGUGGAAAAAAAUUAAGAGACUACUGCAAUUUUUUCUUAAAUCAGGAUCUCUACAUGUAUGACAGCCAUUCCAUUCCAGUGUCUGUUGAAUUCCAACACAGGCACACCUCAUUCUACUGAAUUAGGUACUGAUUAGGUGAUCACCUGAACCAAAUCUUGUUUAAUAAGGAAAAGUAUAAAAACCACUGCUGUGGUCAUCACUAUCCUCUUGCAAUAGGACCAGCUGGAUGGCAAAAACAGUGCUAAUAGUACCUCAAAAGUAAUAUUAAUCAAAAAAUAACUAUUGACCAUGCCAAAAGAGUUGAAAAGGAAAGAUCUGAGUGAGGAAAAGAAGGGGUCAAUUCUGUCUACUGGCAGAGGGAUACAGUGAGCGUCAGGUUGCUUCCAUCCUUAAAAUGUAAAAGACGGCGGUUCAUAAGAACAAGGUCAAGCAGCAGACAUUGGGGACAACAAAGCUGCAGAGGGCGAAAACGACUCUCUACUGACCGGGAUGACCGCCAACUCAUUUGAAUGUCACUUAACAACCGUAGGAUGACAUCAAGUGACCUACAAAAAUAAUGGCAAACGGCAGCUGGAGUGAAGUGCACGGCGAGGUCGGUUUGAAGCAGGCUCCUAGGGGCAGGGCUGAAGUCAUGCAAAGCUAGAAAAAAGCCCUUCAUCAAUGAGAAGCAAAGAGCCAGGCUGAGGUUUGCAAAAGACCAUAAGGAUUGGACCGUAGAAGACUGAAGUAAGGUCAUCUUCUCUGAUGAGUCCAAUUUUCAGCUUUGCCCAACACCUGGUCGUCUAAUGGUUAGACGGAGACCUGGAGAGGCCUACAAGCCACAGUGUCUCGCACCCACUGUGAAAUUUGGUGGAGGAUCGGUGAUUAUCUGGGGGUGCUUCAGCAAGUCUGGAAUCGGGCAAACUUGUCUUUGUGAAGGAUGCAUGAAUCAAGCCACGUACAAGGUUGUCCUGGAAGAAAACUUGCUUCCUUUUGCUCUGACAUUGUUCCCCAACUCUGAGGAUUGGUUUUUCCAGCAGGACAAUGCGCCAUGCCACACAGUCAGGUCAAUCAAGGUGUGGAUGGAGGACCACCAGAUCAAGACCCUGUCAUGGCCAGCCCAAUCUCCAGACCUGAACCCCAUUGAAAACUUCUGGAAUGUGAUCAAGAGGAAGAUGGAUGGUCACAAGCCAUCAAACAAAGCCGAGCUGCUUGAAUAUUUGCGCUAGGAGGGGCAUAAAGUUACCCAACAUCUAUGUGAAAGACUGGUGGAGAGCAUGCCAAGACGCAUGAAAGCUGUGAUUGAAAAUCAGGGUUAUUCCACCAAAUGUUGAUUUCUGAACUCUUCCUAAGUUAAAACAUUAGUAUUGUGUUGUUUAAAAAUGAACUUGAACUGAACUUAUUUUCUUUGCAUUAUUUGAGGUCUGACAACACUGCAUCUUUUUUGUUAUUUUGACCAGUUGUCAUUUUCUGCAAAUAAAUGCUCUAAAUGACAAUAUUUUUAUUUGGGAGAAAUGUUGUCAGUAGAUUAUAGAAUAAAACAAAAAUGUUAUUUUUACCCAAACGCAUACCUAUAAAUAGUAAAACCAGAGAAACUGAUACAUUUGCAGUGGUCUCUUUUAAUUGUUUUCCAUGUAUGUGUGUAUAUAUAUCGAUCAAAAAAAUAUUUUUCUCUUUAUUACUUUCCAACCCCACCACCCCUUCCCUAAUUGGAGUAAACUAGUGAACAACAAUGCUUAGGCCUCUACUUCCAGCUUAUACAUACUAUAUACAUUUUAUGGUCAGUCAAUUUUACAAUAAUUCUAUUUUGUUUGUUUUUACUCCUGAACUUCCUCUCCGAUCAUUUUUCAUGAUGUCCAUCCGGUUUGCUUCUAUAUGCCAUAUCUUUCUAACUGUGCUCUUUCACAAAAGCUCUCAACCUAUAACCUAUGUACUUAUUAUACUGCUGUUAGUUUCCAUACACUUGAUGAGCACAGGUCUUGUGAUAAUCAUGCAAAAAAUCAUUGCCAUUGCUUUGAGUGAUAAUAAUUAUAUUAAAUCUUCAGCUAACCUUAUGACAUUGAUUAAACAUAUUAAUGAUUCCUAAAUCCUUCGUGCUUUAGCCAAUGUAUAUUUUCUAACAUGCAGGUGAAUAACAAACUGGCACCUUGUGUUUAGAUUUGUCGUCGUGGAAGUCGUACCGGCCUCUGUCCAGGUCGUCGUCCUCCUCCUCUUCUUCCUCCUCCUCUUCCUCCUCAGAGCCCCUGUGGUCCAGAAGGGAGCUGGAGAGGAGGAGUGAGGGGAGGAGUCUGUCCAGUGUGGCUGACACUAUCAGCUAUAAGAGCUCUGGACUCACCUCGUCCCUGUGUAUGUUCUUACACACACACAGUGGCUCAUUUGUGUGCAUUUACAUAUUUACGCACACAUUCAAUCAUAAAUCUGACACAUUUACAUACUCGCACACAAACAUAAUACUGACAAUGUGGACAUAUUUGUGUUUCAGACCGGCCAGACCGUGUGACCUCCACCUAUGCCCAGGGGGCCCGGCCCAAGGAGACCCUCUACUCUUCCUCUAGCAGGGAGAGCAGCUCCCUCAGCCGGCACCUCUCCUCCACCUACCAGCGUUCCCCACUGGCCCGGGACUUCUCCACCACCCGGGCCACUGGCCGCUCCCUGACCACCUCUACCCUCCGCACCACCAAGGAGCCCACUGAGAGCCCAGAGCCCACUCUAGGAGUCUCCUCCUCCGUCUCCUCUCGCCCCUCCUCUUGGUACACAACUCCCUCAGCAAGACGGGAGGCCCGGGACUCCAGCCCCCCUCCCGCCGCACCAGUCCCCACCCCGAGGCCAACCCCGGAGGGUGGUGAGGCAUCGGAUGGACGUCGCUCCACCCGCCGCCUCCUCUCCCGCCUCUUCUCUCGGCGCUCCAGCCAGGACUCCAGCGGCUCCAGCUCUGGCUCCGCCUCCCGCUCCUUCGACUCAGCCGAGGACAGCCCUGUCGUUGGAGGAGACUGCCCCAGCCACACCCCCGUGGCUACCAGCGAGGAGAGCAUCCGACCCGUGAGCGUGGAAUCCGUUACCAGAGGCUCUGACGCGGCCCAGGCCUUUGCCUUCCUGAGGCGUCGCAGACAGGGCCUGUCCCCGGUCCAGGAGGGCCAGACCCAGCAUGCCCCGGAGCCCCUGGAGGCCUGGAGAGGGGGCAGCAGCAGCACCAGCGGUGGUGUUGGAAGUAGUAGUAGUACUUCGGGUUCCUCCUGGCUCUCGUCUUCCAUCCGGACCCGCUGCACUCCUCUCUUCUCCCGCCGUAGAAGAGAAGGACGGGACGAGAGCGCUCGCCUGGCGUCCGGUGCCGAUGAGGAUUACCGUGGUACCCAGUUCCCCCUCAGGGGAGACACCCCCGAGGCCAAGGCUGACGAAGAGGAGGAGGAGGAAGACGAAGAGGAAGGUGCGGCGGCAUCCUCGGGGGCGAUGGGCGCUUGCGCCGCCCUACAGGAAGAGUUGAGAGACGUGGCGGGGAGUAGUCAGCGUUUGGCGAGGUUCAUGAGCAGCCCGCUGUUCCGCGUCCACGACAACGUCAUGAUCGCCGUGGACAUGACAGGCGCCGCCAGGAGCCAACCGGAGGGCCAGGAGAAGGAUAAGCCUGCCUCCUCCAGAGACCCUGAGAGACUGAGGAAGAUCCAGGAGAGGUGGGGACGCUGUCCUUCUCUGAGCUUACUGGGGAGUGGGCUGAACCUGCAUGCUUGUGUCCCACCAUCUGUUGUACAUAGCACUGUCCCUGUGUUGUCCAUUGUCUUUAAUGUGGCCACACUCGUCUUGUCAUUCAAAUGCCUCUUUGGCUGGACCACCACUUUAAUUAUUUUACUCUGUCAUUCUUCUCUGAUUUGAAUGGUUGAUAACUGUAAAUAAACCUCUUUCUCUCUCCCCUGUAGCCUGCUGUUGGAGGACUCUGACGAGGAGGAAGGGGACCGGUGUCGUAUUUGCCAAAUGGGUGAGGACUCUCCUUCCAACCCCCUGAUCGAACCCUGCCGCUGCACAGGCAGUCUGCAGUAUGUUCACCAGGACUGCAUCAAGAAGUGGCUGCGCUCCAAAAUCAGCUCUGGUAAGAACACAUUUCUUUCUCUCUCUGACCUUAACAAAUGACUUCUGCCCCUAGGUAUAAUGCAUUGAUCCCACAUUCUUGCCAUCUUUCGCUUUCUUGUCCAGGCAAUAAUCUGGAUGCCAUCACCACGUGUGAGCUGUGCAAAGAAAAGCUGCACCUGAACAUUGAGAACUUUGACAUCAACGAGCUGCACAGGACACAUGAGAGGGUGAGGGGACGUUCAGUUAACCCCAGACAGUAAUCUCCUAGUCAGCCAUUAUCUGUUAGACUGUGAAUGGGAAACGCUCCGCAGAGAAUCACUCCUGUGCUGCUCAUUCAACUGUAGAAUACCAGAAUGAACACUAAAAACAAGUGUUCCGUAAAAUGUUCCCUUUAAGGUUUAACCCCCUAGGACCCAGUCCUAACUUGAGUUUAAGGCAUAUCUGCAGUUUAAGUGACUGCUUACUUUAUUUCCCUUUCUGUCCAGUCUGAGUAUGAGUUCAUCAGUUGUGGCCUUUACCUGGUGGUGUUGCUUCACCUGUGUGAGCAGAGGUUCUCUGAUGUGCUAGGAGCUGCCAACGACGCAGGGGUAAUAACGCAUGCCUACACUCGACACCAUGCCAAAACAAUUCUCAACAUCAUUCAUUGGCGCUGUGCGCAGAGGAGUCAUUUUGAAUGUUAAGCCCAAGGUUCUUCUUUGGCCUCCAAUAAUUCACUUACUAUUGUAUUGGGAAAAAAUACUUAAUUCACAUGUAGUAGGAUUCAUUGUUUAAAAAAAUAUUUCCCCCUCUCUCGCUCAGUUUUUCAACCUGGCGAGAACCCUUCACGAACACAUGGACAAUCUUGAAAGUACGUUCUUGAAUAAUAUCUCCCCAAUGCUGUGAUCACAUGUUUUAAUAACUUGAUACAAGGCUGUUAGUCAAACUACCCCCCCCCCCCCCCCCCCCCCCCCACUGUUAAUGAAUUGAUGGGUAAGUAUUUGAUUAUAUUGACCUUCUCUGAUGUUAAAGGUCCAUACGUAGCAUGACAAGAGCUCUGCACAGAUUUUUUUUGCCCAGCAAAACUGCUGUGAAUAAUUACCCUUCAGUUAGCUAGGCACAAGGUCAUCUUAGUGGAGGUUAUUAGAUGCGUUGAUAUCAUGGUGUGCACUGCAGUAUUCCUGACUGACAAUUAAAUGGUCUUAAUAUUUUACUUUCGAACGCAUUCUAAACUAAAAGACAUUUUGCAACUGCGUUCUUUAUUCAAAAAUAAAUAAUGAAAUUCACUACUAAUAAACCAGUCUCAGGUUUGACUGAUAAUUGUUUUCUCCGCUGCAGGCUCUUAUGGGGAGUCGGAUGAAGAGGAGGUGGUUGAUACCCGGCCGUCAAUUGAUUUCUGUGACCUCGAUGAAGACCUGGAAGAGGAGUAUAAUUGAGUGAAGGGGAUAAGGAAAAAAGAUGGGGGGGUGGGGGGAGACAGAGUUGGAGUUACCUUGCAGUAGCAACCCAAUCUGUUGCUCUGUUUCACCUCAUGUGAUUUUACUGAGUGCAAUGGCUUGUGGGAUGAUCAACAAAAAAAAAGCCAAUGCCAAGUAGAUGGGAAGUCACGCCUGACGUAGAGGUAAUGAUGUCAUAGAUAUGCAGACAGAGGUGAGGAAAUGCUUUAUAUUUCCUUUCCUUUUGGUCUCCAGAUUUGAGUGGGCUUUAUUCCGUUAAAAUGCAAGUUGUCUUUUUGAACUGUUAUACCACGAGUGCUUGAAACAUUUACUGAUCUAAAAAAUCAGAUCUGGCCACCGUGGUGAGAUAUUGUAAAAACAAAAAGGAGAUGGAAUCAUGAACACAAUACUGGUUUGUUAGUUUAGCGGUUUGGGAGAAGGAAAGGGUUCUGUUUAGGGGAGAAUAUAUCAAGAAGUGGCAAAUUAUUCCCUUUACCAAUUUUCUUUUCCUAUGUGAAUUUUCCUUUCCUUUUUGAAGCAAGUUUUUAAAAAAUAUGUAUGUGGAAGAAGGUGCCAACUUUACUUUUCACAGCCGAAUAAUUGACAGUUUAUUAACAUUUGUUCCGUUUUUCUGUCUGUUUUCAAUGUCUGCGGUAUGAAAAUGCUAUUUUGCUUGGCCCUAAAACUUGUUUUCAUGAUUGAAUUAUUGCAAUAAAGUUUUGAAUGUACA
Messenger RNA from Coregonus sp. 'balchen', 9127 nucleotides. Lineage: Eukaryota; Metazoa; Chordata; Actinopteri; Salmoniformes; Salmonidae. The record is from the annotation of a GenBank genome assembly.